Messenger RNA from Cherax quadricarinatus, 1570 nucleotides. Lineage: Eukaryota; Metazoa; Arthropoda; Malacostraca; Decapoda; Parastacidae. The record is from RefSeq and is a predicted model, not a curated record.
UAUAAGUAUAUUAAUAAUAAUACUCGUUGAGAGAUAUUUUGUUUGGAAUUCCAAAUUAACUAUAUUUCUGGCGUUUGUGAUAUAAUCACCACUUUAUUAGCUUUGAUAUUAUAAUACAUUGUAGAUUAACAGUUCUUGUAAAGCAAAUACUCAAGUCUAGUAAUAUUUAUAAGAAAUAGAAAAAUACACUUCAAAAAUGUACAAGGGCUUUGAGGAUUUAGUUUUCACGUAUGAUGAAAUGUUCAUCUUGUGUGAACUAGAAUGCAGAUCCCGGCUGGGUUCUGGUGUUAGCGGGACCGUGUAUAAAGUUGCUUUUGACGGUAAGUACGCCUGCUUGAAACUGGGCAAGUGCCUAGAGGAUGCACGAGCCUAUGAAGAGGAGGCGAAGAUUCUGAGUGUUUUGAAAGGAGCUGGCGGAGUUCCUCUAUUAGAAUGCUUCUGUAGCAACUUCCCCGCAAUGGUAAUUUCCUUCAGGGGAGGCACUACCCUACACGACUUUCUAACACACAGUCAAAAUCUUUCCCUACAUGUGUUAAUUUUGAUAUUUAUCCAAGUGGCCAAAGAUCUCCAGGAGAUCCAUGCACAUGGAUACAUCCAUAAUGAUUUAAAGGGAGAUAAUGUACUCAUCAAUGAGCCUGAAGAGGGCCUCCUCGAGGUAAAUAUCAUAGAUUUGGGUCACGCCAAAAGGAAAGGAUGUCGCAUGGGAUGGGUUCACACUGAGGACGACCAUGCCAGGUUUCCACACUAUGCUCCAGAAGUUUUUUUUGGUGACCCUUGCACACCACAAGGUGAUGUUUAUUCCUUGGGCCAUCUCAUGGCUAAACAAUUUGGACAUUACCUGUGCAAGAAGAAAAUAGACUGGCCUCCAGUCUUACUAAACCUGAUAGAUAAAAUGAUGCACUCUCAGUGGUUCAAAAGGCCAACUAUACAGGAGGUUAUUGAAUGGUUAGAAUUUGUUAUAAAUCCUUUCAAAUCAAUGAAAAGCCAACCAGUUGCUGACAGCCUCAACCAGACUUCAGGAAGGACCUGUGACAAUGUUUCUGUGUACGACUCUCCAGAAACAGACGCCAAGACCCCACCAGAAGCCAAGACCCCACCUUCCACUCCCUCUCUUCCUUCCCCUCCAUAUCUUCCUUCCCCUCCCUCUCUUCCUUCCCCUCCCUCUCUUCCUUCCCCUCCCUUUCUUCACCAAGACUCCACCACAGGUCACGACCCCGUCACAGGCCAAGACCGCAACAUUGACAGACGCUGCAACAGUAACCGACGCCGCAACAGUGACCGACGCCGCAACAGUGACCGACGCCGCAACAGUGACCGACGCCGCAACAUUGACCGACGCCGCAACAUUGACCGACGCCGCAACAUUGACCGACGCCGCAACAGUGACCGACGCAGCAACAUUGACCGACGCCGCAACAGUGACCGACGCUGCAACAGUGACCGACGCCGCAACAGUGACCGACGCCGCAACAGUGACCGACGCCGCAACAUUGACCGACGCCGCAACAGUGACCGACGCCGCAACAGUGACCGACGCCGCAACAGUGACCGACGCCGCAACAGUGACUGA